Chlamydomonas reinhardtii is the source of this 4980-nucleotide messenger RNA. RefSeq lists its product as uncharacterized. The record is from RefSeq and is a predicted model, not a curated record. Gene Ontology annotation, molecular function: protein binding; DNA binding. Bases 252 to 3038 code for a protein of 928 amino acids. Lineage: Eukaryota; Viridiplantae; Chlorophyta; Chlorophyceae; Chlamydomonadales; Chlamydomonadaceae. The transcript has 11 exons. Gene Ontology annotation, cellular component: nucleus.
CGUAAAAAGUUCUACGCACGAGUUCAGGAUGUUUCCGCGUAGGAGGGUACCUGCGAACUCGCGUUGACUCAAAUCUUGCGUGAAGAGAGCUAUUGGACAGCUGUGCCACCUAUGUCAUGUGAGAAUUUUGCUACGUAUUGAAGACGAAGGCAAGGCGGGAGGCAUAGCUUGCAGCGGACUUCUGAGCUUACGCCAGGGCCGAGUGCGGUGGCCACACGGAGGAGGCGCGAGCGGGGGCAGCUGCUUCUGACAUGGCGGCUCAGUGCUACAUUGACCUGGCUCGGCUGCUGGCCACGGGCGCCCGCUCCUUCUCGCCGCACGCCGCGCCCCUGUACUCGGACAUCACACUCAUCGCGCCGGACGGCAGGCAGCUCAAGUGCCACCAGAUGGUGUUGGCGGCGUGCAGCAAGCGCCUAGCCACUGUGCUCAAGUCAGGCUCCUUCACCGGCCAGAAGCUGCCGGUGCAGGGCGUGGACAGCGAGGCGCUGGACACCCUGAUCGAGGCCUUCUACACCGGCGAGUGCCCGCUGUCGCUGGGCAGCGCCGUGGCGGUGUUCGACGCAGCAGUCAAACUGGAGGUGAACGGCCUGCCCGCUGCUGUGGAGGAGUUUGUGGGCGCGGCGCUCAGCCCCAGCAACGCGGUGCCGCUGCUGCAGGCGGCGCUGGAGGCCAAGACGCGGAGGCUGGUGGAGCUGUGCCUGGGAUACGUGCGCAGCAGGCUGUCCGAGGUGGUGUCUGGUCCGGAGUUCACCAGCUGCGGUCUGGAGGCGGCCGCCGCCAUCACCGCCGACGUCGCCAACCACCGCCACCCGCCGCAACUGGCGCUGCAGGUGGCGUCGGCCUGGCUGCGAGGCGGCGGCGGCGGCGGGGCGGGAGGUGGCGGCGGCGGGCGGUUGCAGCUGCUGCCGUUGAUGGCGGACCAGAUUGGCAUCGGCGCGGACGUGCUGUUCACCUUCAUGGCGCGGCAGGGCCCCGGCAGCCCCCAGCUGGGAGGCGGCGGAGGCGGAGGCGGCGGCGGAGGCGGAGGCGGGGAGGGCGCGGACGGCAACAACUCGAGCGGCAGCGGCGGGCACGGCAAUGGCGGAGGUGGAGGAGGUGGCGGCGGAGGUGGCUCUAACAGCAUUAACGGUGUCGGCGGCAGAGGUGGUGGUGGUGGUGGUGGUGGUGGUGGUGGUGGGGGGCAGCUGUCGCUGCUAGGGGAGGCGCAGGGUCUGGACGGCGGCGGCGGCGGCGGCGGCAUAGCGCUGUCGUCACUGCCGCUGCUGCAGCAGCUACUGCCGGGGGCGGCGGGGCAGCUGCAGCUGCAACAGCUCACGGCGGCGGCGGCGGCAGCGGCGGCGGGCAUGGACGAUGGAAGGGGCGGCGGCGGCGGCGGCGAGGACGGGAUGGGUGGCGGCGGCGGCGGCGGCAGUGACGACCGGCUUGCUGAGCUGCGGCGGGAGUUGAACAGUGCGGUGGAGGCCGCGGGUGGCGGCGGCGGCGGCGGUGGCGGCCGCGGUGGUGGUGGUGGCGGUGUGGGGCUGGGCGGUGGGUCAACGGGUGUGAACGGCAAGCGGCCGCGGCCCGAGCAUGAGGGGCUGGGCAGCGGCUGGGACCAUGACACGCUAGGGUCCCUGGCGGCCCGCGGCCUUCACGGCGACAUGGACCUCCUUGGGCUGGGGGGCGGCGGCGGCGCCGACGGCGGCGGCGGCGCCGGGGCGCUUGCACUGCUGGGGGCCGGCCGCGGCGGCGGCGGCGGCGGCUCAGGGCCGCUGUCGGCGACGCCGGGACUGCCCGCCAUUGGGCCAGCCGGCGGCGGCGGGCGGGGCGGGCUGCUGUCAGGGCCAGGGCCGGGAGGCGGUGGCGGUGGCGGCGGCGGGCUGGGCGAUCUGGCGCCGCCGCAGCUGUCCUCCGGGCGGGACCGCAAGUCUGCGGGGGUCAAGGGCGUGUGCCACGUGGAGGGCUGCUACGCCGACCUGACCGGAUUGCGCGACUACCACCUGAGGUACAAGAUAUGCGAGUUCCACCUCAAGGUUCCCUCCGUCCUCAAGGACGGUGUGCCCCAGCGCUUCUGCCAGCAGUGCGGCCGCUUCCACCCCCUGGCCGAGUUCGACGGCAGCAGGCGCAGCUGCCGAACCAUGCUGGCGCGGCACAACAUGCGGCGAGCCAAGAAGCUGGGCCAGGUGGGCUCCGACCCAGACGACCGAGAUGAGCGGGACACCAGGGACACCAGGGAGCGCGGCCGCGGCAGGGGCGGACGCGGCGGCAGCGCCGGCAACGGCACCAACAGCGCCGGCAGCCCGCUCGGCGACGACGGCGGCGGCGGCUUUGGCAGCGCCGGCAGUGGCGGCCUGGACGGGCUCGCCGGGUUGGGGGGCCUGAGCGGCGGCGGCGCCGGCGGCUUGGGUGGGUUGCCGGUGCUGCCUGGCCUGCCGGUGCUGGGCAGCCUGGGCGGCGGCGGCGGCGGCAGCGGGCUGCUUGGAGGUGUGGGUGGCGAUGUGGAGCGGCUGGGCGGGCCAGAGGGGCUGGCAGGGCUGGGGCUGCCUGAGGGCAUGUCGCUGCAGGACGCGGUGGCGGCGGCCAUGGCGGCGUCACUACCGGGCGGCGGCGGCGGCGGCGGCGGCGGCGGUGGUGCAGGUGGCGGCGGCGGCGGCGCGCCGGGUGGCCUGCUGGCGGGUCGGCGGCUGAGCGAGCUUUUGGACGAGCUGUCCGGAGGCGGUGGCGGCGGCGGCCGGGGAGGAGGCGGCGGCAGCGCAGGCGGCUUUGGCGGCGGGCUGAGCAGUGCGCAGGUGGGCUCCUUGCUGGAGGCGCUGACGGGAGCUGGAGCAGGCGACGGCGUCGGUGGCGGCGGCGGCGGCCAGGGCAACUUCAAGCUGCUAGGCGCGAGCGGCAUGGGAGGUGGUGGAGAUGGUGGCGGCGGCCUGCUGGGCGUGUCGUCAGCACAGCAGGAUGCGGUGGCGGCGCUGGCGGCGCUUGGGAGGGCUGGCGGCGGCGGCAGCGGUGGUGGUGGUGGCGGCGCCGACAUGAGUGGUGCCAAUGGCGGCGGCGGCAUGCACUGACACCCGGGUAGCCCGGCGGCGGAGUCUGAUGCCUCGGGUGGUGCCGCCGCCGAACCCGCACCCGGAAUAGCGGGAUGCGGUGAAGCCGUUAGCCCGUUGGACACGACGGCUGCCGCAGUCACGCCUGGGCCCGGUCCCGGCCCCUGUGGACCGGCGGCCUAGCCGUGGCUAGCUCCGUGCCCUGCCACCACGGUAGGGUUGGUGCUCCGGUACGAGCAUUUAAACUGCAUUUUGUAUUCAAGUGUCCGGUAUGGUUGCCGAUGACCGCCCGAAAGGCGGCUGUUUCUUUCCUUACGACCACGGUAAUGCGACAACUGCCUGGCUGUUUGAUCACGAUAUUGAACCUUAUAUGUGCCAUACUCCUGUCAUGAUUUCUGCCGCUGCAAAUUGGGGUAUUUUUUAAUGUGUGGCUGGGGUGCCUGGCUCUUAGGGCCACAUACCCCACACCACGCAGCACUGGGCGCAGGGAGAGGGCGGCGAUGUCAAUAUGCCGGUACUGCAUUUACAACCGUACCAAUACCGUACAUUGAUGUGAGAUUCGGGGAUGUGGAUAGCAAGUCUGAGACGGAUAAGAAGACUGGCAGAGGGUGGGGCCGGACACGUGCGGACCCCGUCCGAUACGGCGGCUGUGGGCCCUCCGACAUGGCCCCAGGUCUCGCGUCAUGGCUGACGCCGCGUGUGUUGCUACUUUGUUUGGAUUUGGUGUAUGUAGUGGCAUAGCUAUCACAAUCAUAAUUGCGUGUGGGCGGGUGUUCAUGCCGUGCCGAUCAUAAUUGCAGGGCGGCCGCCUCCUAAACGGGCCACUGGGGCCGCGCGUGUGUCACCUGCUAUGGCUGGCGGCGGAGACUGCGUUUUCGGGAACUGCUUUCCAAACCACUAACGCUGUCGAUGGGACUUGGAAGGACGCUUGUUAGAGGGAGGAGAGGGCAGAAACGCCCUGGCAAUGAGUUAUGCACACCUCACUGGGUUUGUAUGUUUGCUUCUCAUGACAUUAAGGUGCGAUGCCAAUGUGCCAUGGGUGGUGCCGCCGCACUGACGGCGCCGCGACGCUUGCAGCAGCCGCCACACCGCCCUCAUAUUAGGGCGAGGGCCAGGCCGGCGGAUGCGGUGGCGUGAGGCCCUUAAGUGCGUGGUCCUAGUGACGGGCCGGUGGGCGCUGCCGCUGCCGCUGCCGGUACCUGGCCCCGCCCUGAGCAAUGUGGCGGGGCGGCUCUUGCAUCGCACACACGUGUCACAGGGCUUGAGCUGAUACACGGGCGUUUUACACACGGUUUGAGGUGCCGCCUGCCUGCCUGCCUGCAGAUGCGCGGGCAAGGUGUGUGUGUGUGUGUGUGUGUGUGUGUGUGUAUGUGUGAACUAGCGGCCGUGCACCUGUUGUCCGGCCCGUGGCAGCGACGGCCCGCAGGCGAAGCGCAGCACUGGGGCAUGGGCACACACACACACAAACACAUGGCCCGUACUUACUGUUGUGGAACUCAAUCCCGGUGGCGAACCGUGGAGGAUGGAAUGAUGGAUGCGCGCGUCGGGUCACCGCGAAGGAGAACGGCCGCCGACACGCCUCCUGAUCUGCUGUUGCACUUUGCUGUUGACGUGUAGGCGCGCGUAGGCCCGAGGCACUAGGAACUGAUAUACAGUAGCGUAUGCGGGUUAGGGAGAGGCGGUGGAGGGGAGGAGGACACGCGUGCGAGCGGUCGUGGCGGGAGGCUGCGCGGAAUGCUGUUGGCUUGGGGGCGUUGCUGUUGGCACAGCAGUUGUUAGUCGGUUGGUUUGAGCCGGUUAGGGUAGGGGGCGGAAGGGGAUGGUUGGCGGUGUGAGUGUGCGGGAGUUAACCAGAGCGGUGUGGCAGCGGGGAUGGCAUGGGAGCAAUGCCCCGGAAGCAAGUCGCCCUCCUUCCAGGAGAAAGGGUGCGUGUGUGAGUCAGUGUGUGUAAAUUUAAUGCACA